GUAAAUCAGGAGAUAGCUCAUGUGAACAUCAGAGAGAUUGUUCUGAAAAGAGUGUAUCUAAUACCACAGAACCAGGUACAUCUGUGGUUGCAAAAGUGUUAUCAAAUAUCCAAUGUAAAACAGACAAUCGGGUUACAGAAAUGGCAUCAACAUCGCAAGAGCAAUUAUCUUCAUCCCAAGUAUUGUUGAAAGAAAGUAAUGACACAAAUAAUAUGAGAAUGCCAUUUUCAUCCAGCUUAAUGUCACAUGACAUGGCAUCAUCCAAUCAGAGAUCAGGAACAAGUGGAAUAUCACAUGAUCGGAUAUUCAUGCGUAAUGAAGCAGAAGCAUGUCUGCCAGGACAAAAGCCGAGUAGUAUUUCAGGGGACCCGAAGAAGGUUCUACCAGUGUGUGAGAGUUCUUACACUGAAAACAAAAUAGACGAGGCUAUGAGUCAGAUGAAGGCAGAGCAUGAGAUUGAGCUGGAGGAGGAAAGGUUAGAGGUCGUUGAUGAGGAUGAUGCAUUUCUUUUGCAUGGUGAAGAUAUGGCAGACGACACCUGGUCAGACGAGGAACAAAGUUCAGAUGGCCAGGACUUGGGUGUGGACGGACAGGAAAGCAAAUCAGGAAAAAAUACUAAUGAUGUUGGUAAAACACAGGGUUCAGAUGAACAAGAUAAAAAAUGUGAAGAUAUGACAGAUCAACGGAAGGAUUCACCAAGUUGUCCUAGCAUUUCCGAAAAUGUAGAAAAGAUGGAUGUUUCUGAAUGUUUGACAACAGAAAACAAUAAAGUUGUUCAUGUGCCUGAUAGUCCUGCUGAAGUUGAAGAAGGAAGCCAAUGUAUGGAUACCACAGAACCCUCUGCAGGGAGGACUGACCAGGCUAUCUCUAAGGAUUGCAUAAGCAAUGUUGUGUGCCUGACAGAGGAUAACAAGAUGGCAGACUUAGACAGUAAAAUUGGUGAUUUAACUAACCAAAGUGAUUUCCACUGUUGCCACUGUCAGAGUGCCAGUAAAGCUCAAACACACAAUUUUACCAGUUGUAAAGGUCAAGGUUACAGUAUAUCCAAAGGUCACCAACAAAAUCAUAUUCAUUGCAAAUUAGAAGAGCAUCAGUCUGGAAAUUGGGGUCAAGGACAUGAUAAAAUUGAUAAUGAUAAUCAAUAUCAAUGUAAAAUUGAGGGUCAAGGAGAAAGUAAGACAGAUAAUGAGGGUCGGAGACAAUGUCAAUGUAACAUUGAAGGUCAAGGACGAAGUAAGACAGAUAAUGAGGGUAAGAGACAAUGUCAAUGUAACAUGGAAGGUCAAGGACAAUGUAAGACAUGUGGUGAAGCAAUAAAUCCUGUCAAAGUGACCACAAGUGGUCAUUUGUUUACAGGCUUGAAAUAUAACAAACAAGUAACAACAGAGAGUGCAGAAACACAUUCCAGUCUGAAAGGUCGGAUAAAGGGUAAUAACACAAGUGACAGGAAGGGUGAAAAAUCUGAUAGAAUAGAGGAAAAAGAAGAGGAGGAAGAUGAAGAGGAGGAGGAAGAAUAUUUCUGACGAAGAUGAAGUUGAUGAAGAAACGGUUCUGAUUGUAAGAAGAGAAGAGCCAAGAGGUUACAAAGUCACAAGUGAAAAAGUCAACAGAUCAGAGAAAGUCAUACAGGAGAACAACAUCACACUGUCAGGGGAAGUAAGUGUACGGUCUGAGUCAGGGGAGAUAACUAUAGACCCCACACA
Pecten maximus is the source of this 1703-nucleotide messenger RNA. RefSeq lists its product as uncharacterized. The record is from RefSeq and is a predicted model, not a curated record. The transcript has 2 exons. Lineage: Eukaryota; Metazoa; Mollusca; Bivalvia; Pectinida; Pectinidae. The coding region runs from base 141 to 1523 and encodes 460 amino acids.